This is a messenger RNA of Closterium sp. NIES-67, 2102 nucleotides long. The record is from the annotation of a GenBank genome assembly. NCBI's taxonomy places the organism in Eukaryota, Viridiplantae, Streptophyta, Zygnematophyceae, Desmidiales, Closteriaceae.
UAUGCAUGAUUGCUAGGAUCAAUCCAGAAAUGUGGUCAAGUCAUGGCUCCUUCCUCCCCUCCCCUCCUUUUGUGCCUGGCCUUGCCUUCUCUCUGAACAGGGACGUGGUCUGUUUGCGAUUGCGAUUGUGAUCUGGACGCAGACAUGCACACACUAACCCUAGUUUAGCAACAGCAAGAGCUAGCUAGAACUUCGAAGCUUUUCUUGGCGCCAAACUUCGGCAAAGGAGUGAGCGGAACCAUGUCUCACCGACGGAUAGCGUUACUACUUCUAUUCCUGGCGCUCGCCGCAGCGUCGUUCGUCGAGCGAGUAGAGUCGCGGUUAACUCCACGGGAAGCAGCGCGCCUUAGAGAGGGCAAGGCGGCUCUAGAACGGCUGGGCCUCGUCAUCGGCAGGAGUGACGGCGGGAGUGACGAUAUCCACCCUUCCACUGCAACAGUUGCUGCUGCUGCGUCGGACAGAGCCACUGCGACUGUUGCGGCUGUUGCAUCCGACACAAGCAGCGCGAGCAACGGAGAUCGCAUCCGCACUCCAAGUAACCGCCAAGCGACGGCAGCAGUAGCUGCAGCAGCGUCCGACCCUACAGGCGCGAGCACCGCCAGCAGCAUUCGCAUCAGCAUCGGCACGAGCAAGUGCUGGUGGUGCUGGGGAGGGGGCGGGGGCGGAUCGACCAAGAAGUCAACAGGCGGAUCGACCAUAGGGUUCAUGAGGCCGUACAGUGGCAGGGUCCCCAGCUACGCGGCCAAGUCCGUGUCGUUCAAGGGCGGCGCAGUGAUGUCGCAGCCGCUGGAGGUGUAUUUGAUCUGGCAUGGCACGUGGCCGGCGUCGCAGAAGACGCCGAUCCAGAAGUUUGUGGACUCCAUUUCCGAGGCGACGCUGGCCAACAAACCUGGCAGCGUCAAGGACUGGUGGAACAUCAACCGCCUCUACAAGUCCGGCGCCACCUUCGUCACGCCCACCGUCUCCCGCAGCAACACAGAGAUCGAUGUGGCAGCCGCCUCAGCUGCCUCGGGCCAGACGCCCCUGAAGAAGGCCGACCUCCUAGCGCUCAUCAACUUCCAGAUCCUCUCGGGGUCGCUGCCGCGAAUCAGCAGCGCUGUCUACGUCAUCCUCACCUCCUCUGACGUGGAUGUGGAUGGCUUCGGCUCCGACUUCUGCGCUUUCCAUGAUGCCAGCGGGAGCAUCAAGUGGGCGUGGGUCGGCAUGCCCGAUCGGUUUCUCGCCCGGUGCACGCACGCAGUGGCAGCAGGCCUCGAGUACCCCAACGGGGACCGGAUCCUGGACGGAGCAAUCUCCAACUUUGCCCACGUGCUUUCCGAGACCGUGGUUAACCCGAAACCAGGGGCCACGUGGGCCGACGAUGCGGGCAACGAGAAUGUGGAUCUGUGCGCGGACAUCUGGGGCACAGAAUACCUCACGGACGACAGCCCCGCUGUACAAUACAACACAGUGGGUGUAGACGACUAUAAGUUUUUUCUUCCGACGAUUUUAAAUCCGAGCACUGGCUUCUGCAUGAAUGGGCUGUCGGUGCUCCCUGGUGUGUGCGGGACCAAGUUGUUUAACUACCCGUGUGAUACGGGUGGGGUUUAGGGGACUAGCUAGAGAGCAUUGAAUGCAACGAGCUUUCUCGUUCCAUCAUCUACGCUACCGCCUUGACACUUGGUUGGUUCAGAUCAGAUGGGUUGCACUGUGCUGUGCCGUGCUGUGCUGUGCUGUGCACGGCUGGGGUGCACAAAUUCGUUGGGGAUAUCGUACUACUGGUUUGAGCGUCAAUCCAGUCCAGCAUCCUCGGUUCAUUAUGUUGUGUGCCAUACUUGACUUGAUGCUUUGGUCGCCGUUGCGUGCUCUUGAGUCGACUCAAAAGCGGACACCGUACUAGUUUGAGCAUCCACUCCAGUCCAGCAUCUAUGGUAGAUUUGUCAAACAUGUUUAUUGAUCAUGUUUGUAUAGACUGUAUAGGGUAACCUCCUAGAGGGUACAACAUUUAGGUAUCUGUGCAUGUACUCUCUAACUCUAGUCGUUGCUAUCUGCACAAUUGCUGUUCGUCAUUCGUCCGUUUUGUUCUUCCUUCCUUCCUUCCCUCCCAUCCCCUCCUCUCCACU